Messenger RNA from Xenopus tropicalis (tropical clawed frog), 1778 nucleotides. RefSeq names its product polymerase (RNA) III (DNA directed) polypeptide D, 44kDa (gene polr3d). Gene Ontology annotation, cellular component: nucleus; RNA polymerase III complex. The transcript has 9 exons. Gene Ontology annotation, molecular function: DNA binding. Bases 63 to 1247 code for a protein of 394 amino acids. NCBI's taxonomy places the organism in Eukaryota, Metazoa, Chordata, Amphibia, Anura, Pipidae. Gene Ontology annotation, biological process: transcription by RNA polymerase III. The record is from RefSeq and is marked provisional.
AUUUCGUGUGAGACAUGUGGAAAGGCGGAAGCAAGUAACAGCUCUGGGAGGUGUAAGUAAGAAUGUCUGACGGUAAUCCAAGCAACGAUGGUGGGGGGCCGCGUACUCCAAUGGGCAGGGGGCUUGUGGGACGCAGAUCUUCUACUCCUCUUACCCCAGGUCGCCUUCCUUCCAUCCGCUCCCGAGAUCUUACGCUUGGCGGAGUCAGAAAGAAAACAUUUGCUCCCAACAUCAUCAGUAGAAAGAUAAAAGAAGAGCCCAAGGAGGAAGUGUCUGUUAAGGUAGAACGUGCAGAGCGUGGAAGGGACCGUCGAGAUGGAGCAGGAAGAGGGCGUGGGAAGCCACAAGUCAUACAGAGUCACUCCAUCUUUGAGCAGGGACCAGCUGAACAGCUCAAGAAGAAAGUUGGAUGGGAUGGACCUUCAGAAUCUGCUGACUUUGGCCCAUCACACAUCAUUAACAUAAAACGAGAGAAGCGAGAAACUGAAGAGGAGACGAAGGAGAUCCUCCGCAUGCUGGAAAAUGACAAGUUUCUUGAUGACCCUGGCCUCAGGAAUGAUUCUCAGAACCAUCCAGUGCAGAUCCCACUUGCCCAUUCUGGCUGGCUCUUUAGGCAAGUGGAUGAAGAGGAGGAUAUAAAGCCCAUUCAAGGACAACUUAAAGAGGAAAAGAUGGAAGUAGAUGAUACUUCUCAGGUUAAAGUAAAGGAAGAACCAAUGGAGGAUGCUGGUGCAUGGAAGCCUGGGGUGCCCUCUGCAAAAGUUCCCAUUGUUAAGAAACCCCCUGUAACCAAGGAUGUGUCCUUCCCAGAGAUGCUGGAAUCUUUGAGGGUUUCUGAUGAAGAAUGUCUCUUUUUUGUGCAACUUCCUGACACUCUGCCUGGACAGCCUCCAAGUUUAGAGACAAGGCCUACAAAGACUGAAGUGCAGAGUGAGGAUGGCCAUAUGUUACUGGUCAAGGACAAAGGACAGGACUCGAAGGCUGCAGAAGACAGCUGUACCUUGCGGGAUGUGUCAGAAGGCCAUAUUGGGAAGCUAUUUGUACGCAAGUCUGGCAAGGUUCAGCUUAAGCUGGGCAAAGUCAUGCUGGAUGUUACUAUGGGCACAUCCUGUUCAUUCUUGCAGGAGCUGGUGUCAGUCAGUGUUGGUGAAUCUCGUGGUGGGGAGAUGAUGGUCCUGGGCCAUAUUCAACACAAACUUGUGUGCUCCCCAGAUUUUGAGUCUCUGCUGGAAAAAAGACAGGGCUAAACACUUCCCUUUCCUUUCUAAUACGAUAGCCUGUCACAUUGUCUGCUCUGAUUGUUAAACAACACUCAUGUUCAGUAGACGACAUUCUGAGUGGUUGUGCUCCAGAAUGAUCAGAUGGUGGUUGCAAUGCCUUCUCUGGUCCUGUGACAUCACUGCUUUUAGACCCAGUAGAAUUCUUAAAGAUCAUUUUCUGCAGCAGGAUGUAUGGAGUGAAAGGUAGAGCCUGCAGGCAAGCCCUCUGCAACAUGGCAGCCCAAAGUGUGGAAUUUACAGCCACAAACUCAUGCCAGCAUACACAAAACUAAAUGUGCGAAGAUGUAUAAAUAGGGAUUCCAAGGCCUUGGCAAUGCAUCUUUUCCUUGAGGACCUGGAAGAGUAUGUAGGGAAAAAAUAAACAAUGGACAUACGUUUGGAAAGCUUCAAUUGAAUAAUAUAAUGUCUGUUUCUUUUGAAGAAAAUGUAUUUAAAUUAAAUAUAUGUAUAUAUUGUUUCUUUCAAAGAUGGAAUAAAUAAGACUUUAUGUUAACACUA